AUGAUUGAUGUCUGUUUAAAACAUCAUCCCUUAGAUUUAACUAAAUUUACAAAUCCAAAAUAUGAUUAUAAAAUUAUUAAAAAGUUAGGAGGUGGAAUUGAAGGUCAAGUGUUCCUUGCAAGUAUAAAUCAACAACAACAAGAACAACAACAACAUAAUGAUGGAUCCACGGAUGAAAAUAAUAAUAUAAAUUUAGCAAUUAAACGUAUAACUAUUAGUAAUUUAAGUGAUUUGGAACAACAAAUUAAAUUAAUAUUACAAGUUUGUAAUGUUGAAUCAACAUUUAAUCAUCAAUUUAAUUCAUCAUAUGCAUCAUAUGCUUCAUCAUCCUCAUCUUCAUAUGCUUCAUCAUCUUCAUCAUCUUCCAAUAAACAAGUAGUAGUUCGUAUAGUACCACACUAUGAUAUAUUCUAUAAGGAAUAUAAAAAUAAUUUAAAAGGUGAAAUUGAAUAUGCAUUAUCUAUUGUAAUGGCAUGUUGUGAUUUGGGAAGUUUAGAAGAUGUUAUUUUAAAUUUUUCAAAUAGUUAUGGAAAUGAAUUUAUUAGUGGUGAAUUAAAAUUAAAUUGGAUGAUUGAUAUAACUAGAAGUUUGGUAUUUUUUCAUAAAAGGAAAUUAGUACAUUUGGAUAUUAAACCUGAUAAUAUUUUAUUACAAUCUAAAAAAACAAAUGAUACAAAUUUAUCAUAUAAGGAAAUUAUUGAAAAUGCUCAAAUUUAUUUAUCUGAUUUUGGAUUAACACGUGAAUUUAAAGUUGGUGAUUCACCUCUUAUGAGUAUAACAGGAUCUAAAAAUUAUAUGGCACCUGAAAUAUUUGAUGGUAAAUAUUAUAAUGAAUCAGUUGAUAUGUGGGCAUUAGGAAUAGUAGCAUUACAAUUACUUGUACAAAAAAGGAGAAGUCGAUUUGAUUCAUUAAGAGAUUUAUUAUUUAAUUGUUCAAAUAAUUAUGAAACUAAAUUAGUAAUUGAUAAUUUUAUAAGUGAAUGUAUUGAUAAGAAUCAAUCUUUUAAUUUAUUAACUUUAUUACUUGAUAAAGGACAUUCAAUAUUACUAAAAUUGGUAUAUAAAUGUUUAAGAUUAGAUUCAAGUGAAAGAUUAAAUGCAACUGAAUAUUUUUCACCUAGAAAUAUUCAAAUGAUUUCAUCAUCACCCAUGUCUUCUAAUUUAAGUAAUAUUUUAAUGAAUAAUCAAUCAUCCAAUUUAGGAAAUACUAAUUUAGGAAAUUCAUUAUCAUUUAUACAUAAAUUUACAUCUACCUAUUAUAUUAUUUAUAGAUUAGCAAGACAUUUUUGGGAUCAAAUGUUUGGAACUCAAAAUUACAAAGAAGAAGAUAAAUCUGAAACAUUUAAUGAAAAUAAUAUGAAUGUAAUUAAUAUUAAUAAUAUUAAUAAUAAUAAUAUUCAUAAUAAUAAUACCACCACUACCACUUCAAUAACAACAACAAAUAUAAGUAAUAUUAAUGUAUCAAAUAUUGCAUCUUCAUUACCAAUUUCAAUAUCAAGAAAUUCUUCAUUUAAUUCUUCUUCAGGUGUUGCUAAUAAUAAUUCACCACUAUUUAAUUCACCAUUUUUAAAUAAUACCAUUUCAACAUCUAUCAAUCAAUCCAAUAUUAAUAAUACUAAUAUGAAUCAAUCCAAUAAUAUUAAUAUGAAUAAUCAAUCUAAUUCAAUAAUAUCAUCAUCCUCUUCUUCUUCUACAAUUGGAUUAUCAUGCUAUUCUAAUAUAGCAUCUAAUAGAAUGUCAAUGAAUGUAUUUUCAAUGGAUAUUAAUGAUGGUGAUAAUUUUAAAACAAGAAAGAGAGGUGCUGUUAUUGGUGUUAGAAAUACAAAUUUUGAUCUUUUAUUUCAAUCAAGUCAUUUAAUUGAUUCAAAUAAUUCAAAUUCAUUCGAUUAUAGAAAUAGUAUUAACAAUAAUAAUAUCAAUAAUAUCGGUAAUAAUAUCAGUAAUAAUAAUAAUAAUAAUAAUAAUAAUAGAUUUAGUACACAAUCUUCUAAUAAUAGAUAUAAUAGUAUUAAUAGUGUAAAUAGUAGUAGUGGAUAUAGUAGUAUUGGAAGUAAUAAUAGUGGAAAUGGUAAUGGAGGAGGUGGAAAUGAUAAUUUUCAAUAUAACAAAUAUUCAUCACUUUGUAUAUGUUAUGUUUUAAAUUGUAGAAAUUGUAAUUUUACAGAUUCAGAUUUAUCAUUUUUUAUUUCAUCUAUACAUAGAUAUUAUAUGGAACAUAUUUAUACUUUAAAUACUAGUAAUUCUUCUAAUAUGGCAAGUAAUAAUAAUUUAUUAAAUCAAUUAUUAUCAAAUCAUUCUAAUAGUUUAUUUAAAAUACCAAUUAUGGUAUCUUUAAGAAAUAUAUUAAAUAUGCCAAAUAUAAAUGAUUUUAUAGAUAAAAUAAUUCAAGGAUGUUUUGAAUAUUAUUUUGGAAAUGUUAUAAAAUUAGCAAAUGAUAUUUUAUUUAAUGAAAAUUCAAAUUCUAAUUUUGGUAGUUUUACACAAAGUCCAAGAUUUAAUUCUAGAAAUAAUUCAUCAACUGCAAACAAUUUACAAAAACAACAUUUACAAUUUAAUAAGGAAAUUCAACAAUAUUUAAAACAAUUAAUUUUAAAUGGUAAAUGUAUUUUAAUUUUUGAUCAUUUUCAACAUUUUAAAGGUCAAGAAUAUUUUAAUAUCAUGUCACAAUUAUCAAAUUUAACAAAUAAUACCAUUUAUAUUAUUGAAAAUCAAAAUUUUACUCAGCAACAACAACAACAUCCAUUAGAUCCAAAUUUUAAUCAAUCACAACAUUAUAAUUAUAUUUUAAAAACUAUUGAUAUUCAAUCAAUGGGUAUUAAUAAUAUUUCAUCUCUUUUACAAAAUUGUGCUCCACCUCCUCCUAAUUUAUUCAUUUCUACUAAUUUAUCAAAUAUUUUAGGAAAUAUUGUUUCAGGACAAUCAAAUUCUUCAUCAUCCACUUCUUCUUCUUCAAUUAAUGCCAAUUCAAAUGUUAAAAAGAAUAAGGAUAAAAAGAAUUAUAGUGGAUCAUUAAAUUUAUAUAAUACUUUAUUUAAUGAAUUGAAUGAAUAUGAUUUUAGAUAUUUGGAAAUUGCUAGAAUUCCAUCAUUUGCUCAUUAUUUUGCACUCAAACAACAGGAAAAUAUUGAAUCUACUACUAAUAAUACUAGUAAUAAUACUAAUACUACUAAUAGUAAUACUAAUACUAGUAAUAGUUUAAUUGAAAUGAAUGAAAUACCAAUUAGAAUGAUGUUAGAACAAUUUUUAAACAAAUUUUACAUUUCAUCUGAUUUGAAUUUAUUACCAAGUAAUUUGGCAUCUAAUAAUUAUUUAUUUGGAAAUGUUAAUAGUAAUAAUAGUAUUGGAAUGAAUCAAUCAUCACAUCAUCAUUCACAAUCAUUCUUUAGAAGAGGAUCUGAACAACAACAGCAGCAACAACAAUCAACUCAUAUGGAUUAUGAUUCAUCAACUGAUUCACUUGUUGUUGUUGUAACACCUUCUUUAUUUGCUAAUAUUGAACAACAAUAUAGUGAUGUAUUUAAUUCAGCAUCUAAUACUCCAUCCACUUUAAUACCAAAUUCAUCUGAUUCCAAUACUGCUAUGGCUCAUUCACUCAGUAUUAGUCCAAAUAAUACUAAUACUAAUAGUGGUGGUGCUGGUACUGGUGUUUUUACUUCUAAUUAUGUAGGUGGUAGUGGAACACCAACAUCUAGUGGUGGUGUUGGUGCUGGUGGUGGACGUGUCAGAAGUAGAAGUUUAAGAUUUUCAAUGGGUAAAAGAGAUUCAAAGAAUUUGAAUUUAUUUAACAAUCAAACAAAUUCUUCAAGUGGUGGUGUUAUCUCAAAUUCAAGUAUAUAUAGUAAUAGUGGAGGAGGUAGUGCUACUACUAAUACUACUACUACUAAUAAUAAUAAUAAUAGUAGUGGAAAUAGACUUUCAUUAAAAGAAAGUGAUGAAAGAAAGAGAAUUUCCUUUAAUAAUAUUGAACAAUUUACAAAAAAGGAAAAAAUAUUAACAUCUAAUGAAUUUAUGGAAUUCAUGUUAGAUUUAGCAGAAUAUUUAUCAGUUUCCAAAAUUGAAAAGUUUAGAAAAUUACCCGAUGAUUUCUUUUCUGAAAGACCACAAUUAAGAAAGAAUGAAUUAUCUUCUUUUAGACAAAUUUCAUCAUCAACAACAAAUUAUUCAAAUAGUGUUGAUAAUUUAUCAUCUACUUCUAAUUCUUUUAAAAAUAAUAGUAGUAGAUCUAAUAAUAAUAAUAAUAGUAAUAAUAGUAUAAUGAAUAUAAUGAAUAUAAGAAAUAAGAAAGAACAACAACAACAACAUUCAAGACAAUAUAAUAGUAUGAAUAAUCAUACAAGUAGUAUUUUAAAUGGAUUAUCAUCUAAUAAAUCUAAUAGUGGUAAUUUAUGGAAUAAUUCAUCACCAUCAUCAUCAUCCACUACUACUAAUAAUACUACUAAUAAUAAUAAUAAUAAUAAUAUAAAUGGAAGUAAUGUUCUUAAUAAUAUAAAUGGAGAAUUAAAAGAUAUACAAGAAAUUGAAACUAUAUAUAGAGAAUAUCUAAAAAGGGCAGUUACUUCUAAAUAUACAAGUAUUCAACAAAUUGCUUUAAGAAUUUUAAUUAAAAAUGAAACAAUAAAUUCAGAAGAUGAAGAUGAUAUUUCAGAUGAUAUUUCAGAUUCAUCAUCAUCAUCUUGUUCUUCUUCUCAUUCUGAUAAAAAUGGUAAUAAUAAUACAGAAAUGGAAAUUUCACAUAAAAAUUUAUUAAAUCAAUUUGAAUUUUUAGAAUUAAAUUCAAAUGGUAAAAUUUCACAUAUUUUAAAAUUAUGUAUUUCAUAUUUAUUACCAAAUUUAUUAGAUAAUAAUGAACAAAAAGGAAUUGCUUCAAUACCUACAAAUAUAGAAUUAUAUUAUUUUGAUCAAAAUUUUAAUUUAGAACAACAUUUAUCAUUUUUAUCAAUUUUACCAAUUUCAUCUGAAAGAGUUAUAAAAAGAUUUAUGGAUUUAAUUCAAAAUGGAAAUCAACCUUUUAUAAUUAGAUUUUAUGCUUGUUUUUAUUUAAAUGAAAUUUUUAGAAAAGAUCAAAAUUUAUCAAAUGUUAAUACUUUAUCUUUAUUUAGUAAUACUAUUAUUGAAAGACAAUUAAUUGAUGGAAUUUCUUCUUUUAUUUUAAAUUCAAAUACUCAAAAAUUAUUAAAUCACAUUUUUCAUUUCAUUAAAUUUGGAACUAAUCAACAACAAAAAGAAGAAUUUGAACAAACAAUUUUAAAAAGAUUAAUUGCAACAACUUCACAAUCUUUUAAUGGUGGUUCAAGUAAUAAUAAUAAUAAUAUUAAUAAUACUGGUAAUAAUAAUAUUAAUACUGGUAAUAAUAAUAAUAUUGGUAAUAUAGGUGGUGGUAGUAAUAAUAAUUCAAGUAAUAAUAAUAUAGGUGGUAUAGGUGGAAGUUUUGGUAAUGUUAGUAGUGUUGGUGGAAUGAAUAAUAGUGGUGUGAAUAUUAGUGAGUGGACAGUUCAACUUUCUCACUUGUUAUAUCCUCCUACUUCUAAUACUACAAGCAAUAGCAAUAAUAAUAGUGGUACAUUUAUGGGUGGUGGAGUUGGAGGAGGAAUGAAUUCACCAACAAGUGCCAUGUUUCCAAAUUAUUCAAUUUAUAAUAAUAUUAAUUCUCAAGAUUCUCAACAACAGACAAAUAAUAGUGGCAAUGCUGGUAAUUAUAAUACUAUUGGAUCAUCUGGACAAUCUAACAAUAGACGUAAAUCAACCUUAACAAGUUUAUUUGGAAAUAUUAGUGCUGCAUCUUCAUUAAUUGUUGAUUCUUUAAAUUUUGGAUAUUCUAAUGUUACAACUCAUAUUUCAUAUUUUCCUAAUCAAGUAUUGAAAGGUUUAAUACAACCAUGUAUGGAACAUCAAAUUGUUCGUUUAGGAUUAGAAACAAUAACAAGUAGAUUUAAUGUUCUAAAUGAUAUUACUGCAUUGAAGAAUGAAUCCAUUAAUCAUUCUUAUAAUUAUGAAACUUCUCUGAUUCAAAAUUCCAAUAACAAUAGUAAUGGAACUAUAAGCUCGUUGAGUUUAAAUUCUAUGAAGAGAUGGUACGAAAACUCAAAUUAUAUUGUCCAAUUGAAUACUUUUUCAUGA
This is a messenger RNA of Naegleria gruberi, 6117 nucleotides long. RefSeq lists its product as uncharacterized. Gene Ontology annotation, molecular function: ATP binding; protein serine/threonine kinase activity. The record is from RefSeq and is a predicted model, not a curated record. NCBI's taxonomy places the organism in Eukaryota, Heterolobosea, Eutetramitea, Acrasida, Naegleriidae. Gene Ontology annotation, biological process: protein phosphorylation. Bases 1 to 6117 code for a protein of 2038 amino acids. Gene Ontology annotation, cellular component: cytoplasm. The transcript is spliced from 11 exons.